GCGCUAGUCGUCCCCCUCUCUGGCUCAUUGUUUUGCGGCUCAGCAUUGCUCUGCACCGCCGGGCGGAGAGAGCGACGGGCCAGAGGAAAAUGGCGGACGGUGUGGAUCACAUCGACAUUUACGCCGACGUAGAGGAGGAAUUCAACCAGGAAUCUGACUACCCAGUCCAUGAACAGAUCGACCUGUAUGAUGAUGUAAUAUCCCCAUCAGCCAACAAUGGAGAUGCUCCAGAAGACCGAGACUACCUGGACACACUGCCUACACCAGGUGGCUCAGAUGGAGGGAAGAGCGCCCCACCCAACGUGGUGUACACCUACACAGGCAAAAGGAUUGCCCUGUACAUAGGAAACCUCACAUGGUGGACGACAGACGAGGACCUGACAGAAGCUAUCCGGUCGGUGGGCAUCUCGGAUGUGCUGGAGAUCAAGUUCUUUGAAAACAGAGCCAAUGGGCAGUCAAAAGGGUUUGCACUGGUGUGUGUGGGCUCAGAGGCAUCAUCUAGGAAGUUGAUGGAGCUGCUGUCAAAGAGGGAGCUCCAUGGUCAGAAUCCCAUCGUCACGGCAUGCAACAAACAGUCCCUCAGCCAGUUUGAGAUGCAGUCACGCAAAAGUACCCAGUCAGGCCAGAUGUCUGGGGAAGGUAAAGCUGGUCCCCCUGGUGCUGGCCUUCGUUUCCCCUUGGGUCGAGGCAGAGGCAGGUUCCCUGGACCACCCGGCCCCGGUGGAGACCGCUUCCCUGGUCCCAUUGGGCCUGGAGGACCGCCACCACACUUCCCUGGUUAGUUUGGUAACAAUUUAUUAAAGGGAAUAGUUGUGAUUGAGAUAAAUAGUUCACUAGAUCUUACUUUGUAUCAUGCUUUUCUGUUUUGUCCCUUGUGUUCUCUUUUAGGUGGGAUGCAAGGUCCCCCACGUCCCCCUCCUGGUCCCCCUGGUCCCCCUGGUCCACCAGGACCUCCACUUCCUGGCCGGCCUCCCCCUCCCCUUUCUGGUCCUCCGAAUAGAGGCGAUAGGCCUCCACCCCCUGUUCUAUUCCCUCAGUUUGGCCAGCCUCCAAUGGGACCCCUGCCCCCAGGUCCCCCUCCUCCAGGUUAUGGCCCUCCACCUGGUCCCCCACCCCCUCAGCAGGGCCCCCCACCCCCAGGACCCUUCCCUCCACGUCCCCCAGGCCCCAUUGGGCCCCCCAUGGCUUUGGCUCCGCCUCCACACAUGCCAGGUCCCCCACCGGGUGGACCACCACCAGCACCGCAUGUCAACCCUGCCUUCUUCCCCCCACCUGGCAACAACAACAUGCCACCUAAUGACAACCGAGGCCCCCCAGGACCAAACGACCCAUACGGGCGCCCACCACCAUAUGAAAGAGGGGACUACGGUCCUGGAGGCCGUGAGAUGGAGGCGUCACGGACCCCUCUGAGCGAGGCUGAGUUUGAGGAGAUCAUGAACAGGAACAGAGCCAUCUCCUCCAGCGCCAUAUCUAGAGCAGUGUCUGAUGCCAGUGCAGCUGACUAUGGCAGUGCUAUAGAGACCCUGGUGACAGCUAUCAGUCUGAUUAAGCAGUCCAAAGUGUCAGCAGAUGACCGCUGUAAGGUCCUCAUCAGUUCCCUACAGGACUGCCUCCACGGCAUUGAGUCAAAAAGCUACGGUUCCGCCUCCAGGCGAGAACGUUCCAGGGAACGGGACCAUAGUCGUUCCAGAGAAAAGAGCCGACGUCACAAGUCCCGCAGCCGUGACAGGCAUGAGGACUAUUACCGAGAACGCAGCCGGGAGCGGGACCGCCAUCGUGAGAGGGACCGUGACCGAGACCGGGAGAGAGAGAGGGAGAGAGAGUACCGACACCGCUAGACGAGAAGGGAGCUAACGAGGAUCAAGGAUGGAUGGAAGAAAAAGGAGGAAGAAUUUCAGUGCGCCACCACUUCCCCACCCUGCAUGACCGGACAGGAUUACAACCACCACCUCUUCCUCCAUCUAUCCUCUCCUCUGCUUCUCCACCCAUCCUUUUUCUCUGUCUGUUCAUCUUGUCUGCCUGAAUAAGAGCAGUGGAUGGAAGACCCUGACCUGUGUAAGGCUAUGUUAUCCCUACAUCUAUACUCAUGGUAACUAAAGAUGAAAGAAAAGAAACUUUCCAAGCAGUUCUUUUAUUUUUAUGAUGUUUUAUUUGACAUGAAGAUGACUACGUGUGAUGCUUUUUUGCAAAGAAACAAUAAAUUGGCCCACACAAACCCUAACUAGAAGACACAAACAUUACAUCCUAUUUGUUUGUUAUUUUUCCUUGGCUCGCUGUACUGUGUACAUUCAGUUUAGAGAUCAGUUUUUAUAGGGUACAUGUUUGAUGUGUUCUCCCCACCCCUCAUUCUCAUUUAUUCCUUUUGUUAGAAUGUUUGUAAAUGUCUCUCUGCUUUUGAUUAAAAACUAGAUGGUGUUGUAAUAAAAAAUGUUUACUGAGGUA
Molecule: messenger RNA, 2442 nt
Organism: Anoplopoma fimbria (sablefish)
Lineage: Eukaryota; Metazoa; Chordata; Actinopteri; Perciformes; Anoplopomatidae
Product: cleavage and polyadenylation specificity factor subunit 6-like
Biological process (GO): mRNA alternative polyadenylation
Cellular component (GO): mRNA cleavage and polyadenylation specificity factor complex
Molecular function (GO): mRNA binding
Source: RefSeq, a predicted model, not a curated record